AUGAAGAAAUGGUUGGGUGCUGCAAAGCACAGUGCUUCGAGCUCGACUCACUCGCUGAGUGCUCUUGAAGAGCCUCAGGCACUCGAGAAUGCUAUGGCUGCUAUGUCAUAUAUACUAAACGACGGUAUUGUUGCACUGCAUGAUAGCCACCCACUUAAGCUUAUCCAUGACCANGAUGUCGAGACGGCCGAAGCAGAAUUGUCCAAGGGCAACUCGCCUUUCCACAAGUUGGGCCAAGGUGUCGUGUCCUUCUUGCGAGCAGCCCUCGGCUUCGAACAGGACAUCAUGAGAGAGGCCUCGGAACGUCUAGGACAAGCCGAAUCUGCCGCCUACGAACACCAACGCCAUGCCGACAAGAAUGCCUACCAAUCAAAGAUCUACCCUGCUGGAAGCGAGUACGCCCUUUGCCUUGCCGAAGCACAGCUUAUGAGUGCUGUCGUUGCCGUCCUGAACGAGAGUCUUUCAGAGAGCAUCAAGGGUUUCUACAAGAUGAGGAAGGCAUAUGUGGCUUUGCAAGAGAUAGCAGAUGCCGAGAAGAGAUACUUGAAGGGACGGAGCUCUGCUUCUGUGGCCACAACAAGCACAAGGUCGACUGUAAACCCGGCUCCCUCAAUUGCUUCGGAAGCUCCAAGCAUAUCCGGCCAGACUCUGGUCGCUCAAAACGAAGACGACGACGACGACGAUGACUUUGUGGACGCCGAUGAGAGUAUCGCUGCACCUGCGACCCCCACAACCUACCAGGGCCACUUGGAGUCCAAGGAGCUGGAAUCAAAGCUAGGAAAUUUGUCUAUUCGUCCUGGUCCAUCAUCGACGCAGACNCCCGCGGCACCCGUGAUAGAAGAAGACGACUUUAGUGAUUUCAGCAACCACCCUAUCGACCUCUUCAUCCAUUCUGGCUCUAACCUUUGCUUCGGCUUGUUGCAACUAAUGCUCUCCUUGAUCCCUCCAGCCUUCUCCAAACUUCUCUAUAUCAUCGGCUUCAAAGGCGAUCGCGAGCUCGGUAUCCAGAUGCUAUGGCGAGCCACCCACUACUCGAAUAUCAAUGGUGCUAUGGCCGGUCUAAUCACACUGGGAUACUAUAAUGUGACCGUUGGUUUCUGUGAUAUUGUCACCUCAGACGCUUAUCCCAAGCAACGCUUGACGAAUCUGCUGGUCCAGAUGCGCAAGCGUUAUCCUGAAUCCCGCCUCUGGAGACUUGAGGAGGCAAGAAUGAUGGCUGCUGACAAACGGCUGGAAGAUGCCGUUACCAUGUGUGGCACUCAUGAGAAGAGUCCGCUGAAGCAAGUCGAGGCAUUGCAGUGGUUCGAGAAGAGUCUCAAUUGCAUGUAUCUGCACAGAUAUGAAGAAUGUGCUACUUCAUUCUUGACACUCAACAACUGGUCGCAUGGUCUGUACUACUACAUCGCUGGUGCCUGCUAUGUCGAACUAUACCGUGAAGCCAAGUCAGUCGAUGCAGGCAGAGCAGAGAAAUACGCCUCUCGAGCAACAGAACUCUUGCGAAAAGUGCCCAUCCACGCAGGCAAGAAACGCUUCAUGGCGCGUCAACUNCCCCUUGAUGCCUUUGUGACUCGAAAGAUUGCAAAAUGGGAGGAACGAUCCAAGGUCCGCGGCAUCUCUUUCGUCGAUGCUGUAGGCAUCGCCCCCGUGGAAGAGAUCAUCUACUUCUGGGCCGGCUUCAAGAGAAUGAGAAAGGAGCACCUCACACACAGUCUCGAGCGCCUGGCCUGGAGCGAGCAAAACGGCUGCCACGACAAUGCAACCGACGAAUUAGCCACACUGUCACUUCUGCGAGCCACGGUGACCCGAUGGCUCGGCGACACGGCAACCGCUCGCCAAAUCCUGGAGACGCAGGUGCUGNNGAAACACGAGUGGGCCGAGUUCAAGGGCGGAAACAAAGACAAUUGGUCGUUGCCCGUGGCGCACUACGAAAUGUCCGUUAUCGAAUGGCUGGAUGCCGGUGGUGAGAGAGGCAGCAGACAGCAAUUGGAAAGUUGCUCGCGAUGGGUGGAAAAGGCCGCAAAGUGGGAGGCCUAUGAUUUGGAUGCCAGGGUCGGUCUCAAAGUCACCACGGCAAGGGAGACGCUGAAGAAAUGCGGCAUCACUGUUGCUCCCGCUUGA
Messenger RNA from Aureobasidium uvarum, 2118 nucleotides. The record is from the annotation of a GenBank genome assembly. Lineage: Eukaryota; Fungi; Ascomycota; Dothideomycetes; Dothideales; Saccotheciaceae.